Molecule: messenger RNA, 990 nt
Organism: Drosophila arizonae
Lineage: Eukaryota; Metazoa; Arthropoda; Insecta; Diptera; Drosophilidae
Gene: AIMP1
Product: aaRS-interacting multifunctional protein 1
Molecular function (GO): tRNA binding
Source: RefSeq, a predicted model, not a curated record
AGCCCAAAUAAGAAUGUUUCGUGCCACAUGCAGAUUUGCUGUCAGCUUAACUAGAGAUCAGUUUAGAAAAACUUUGAAAAUGGCUGAUUUACAGAAAAUUGUUGAAAACAAUCAACGUGCCCAAGGUCUGAUUGACUCAAUACAGCAAGAGAUGGCGGCUAUAGAGAAUGAGCUCGUCCAGCGUAAAAAACAGGAGCUCAUUGAGGAGAACGCAUUUUUAACGAAGGAAAUUGAAAAAGCUUUGGCACAACUAGUUGCUCUGGAAAUUAGCAAUGGCAAGAGACAAAUACCGGUGCCAGGUAACCGAGGAAUAUGCACCCAAACCGAAGCAACCUCAGCAGCCGCUGCUCCAGCAAGUGAAUCGAAAGCUCCAGCUCCAGCUCCAGUUGCUGCUCCUAAAGAAAAAAAAGUAAAGGAAAAGAAACCGCCAGCUGAAAAGCCAAAACCCGUUGCCGAAGCUCCUAUUGAUGUUGGCCGUCUGGAUUUGCGUGUGGGCAAAAUUAUUGAGGUCGGUCGUCAUCCUGACGCGGACAGUCUGUAUUUGGAGAAGAUUGACUGCGGCGAACCGUCACCGCGAACUGUUGUCUCUGGACUUGUAAAAUUUGUCCCACUAGAAGAAAUGCAAAAUCGUUUGGUCGUUGUUCUCUGUAAUUUGAAGCCCGCCAAGAUGCGUGGUGUUACCUCUGAGGCAAUGGUGAUGUGUGCUUCUACACCUGACAAGGUCGAAGUGCUAAGUCCACCUGCUGGAGCCGUGCCUGGUGAUCUGGUCCAUUGCGAGGGCUACGAACGCAAACCUGAUGCUCAACUCAAUCCGAAGAAGAAAGUAUUUGAGACGUGUGCGCCGGAUUUGAUGACCAAUGCGGACCUGGUGGCCUGCUAUAAAGGAGCGCCACUCCAUGUGCCAGGCAAAGGAACCAUUGUAGCACAAUCAUUGAAAAAUGUUCAAGUCAAAUAAUUUUUUGUUAUGAAUAAAUAGUAAGAUGCUGAGUA